Dichotomopilus funicola is the source of this 1584-nucleotide messenger RNA. RefSeq lists its product as uncharacterized. The coding region runs from base 1 to 1584 and encodes 527 amino acids. The record is from RefSeq and is a predicted model, not a curated record. The transcript is spliced from 2 exons. NCBI's taxonomy places the organism in Eukaryota, Fungi, Ascomycota, Sordariomycetes, Sordariales, Chaetomiaceae.
AUGGGCGAAACGGCAGAAGGCCAAGACGGCGACUCGGCUGAUUCAGCCACAACAACAGCAACAGCACCAUCAACAAACCUAGAAUUCGAUGUCGUAGAUAUCGUCCCAGACGGGGAUCUCCUCCUAGACGUAACCUUCGAGACCUCCCCCGAAACCCUCAAAGCAGCCCGCAAAGCAGCCAAGCCCCGGCCCGGCCAAAAAACCACCCCUCCCACCUUCAAAGCCAAAACCCGCGUCGGCUACCGGGUCCAACUCGCCGUCCUGAAGCAAAACUCAAAAUACUUUGACAACCUGCUCAGCGACACCCGCUUCUCUGAAGCCCGGUCCAUCGAGGCCAGCCUCCAGCAGCUCUCCCUGCGUAAUGUGAACCCCUCCGAAGCCGACGCGGCCGACUUGCCGGUAGUCAAAAUCCUCGAGGACGACGAGGCCACGCGUUCGGCGGGCCAGGACUCCGCGUUCGCAGAUCUCCUGCGUAUCCUGCACCGGAAGCAAUCCACCUCUGCCGCCUCAGCCAAGACGGUGAACAUGCAGUACCUGGCGGUGCUGGCUGUGCUGGCAGAUCGGUUUGAUUGUAUUGGGAUUAUGUCGCGGUAUCUGAGUGCGCUGAAGUACAAGUGGCCGGCGACGCAGACGAGAUUGGCGAGGGAAGAUGGGCCGGCGCUGUCGUUGGCGGCGGAGGAGAUGUUAAGGCAGAAGAUUCUGGUGGCGUGGUUGCUGGAUCAGCCGCCUAAGUUGCAUACUGCUGCAAGGGAACUUAUUAUGUAUGGCUCGCGACGGUGGAGUGCAUCGUUUGAGGAAGGGGAUGACGACGAAAAUACGCCAAUAGCGGCGUGGUGGGAUCUACCUGAUGAUCUGGAGCAAGAACUCCACCACCGCCGCGCCAGCAUCCUCUCCACCAUAGCCUCCAUCCAGCAACACUUCCUCUCGCUCUACACCUCCCGCACUCGCCAAUGCAAACUCGGCUACGAGUCCUCCGCCAGCUGCGACUCCUACCAGCUCGGCGAAAUGGUCAAGUUCCUCUGCAGUAAGGACCUCCUCUUCCUGACCGAUUUCACCUUUUCCUCCUUUCCCUCUCCCCUUUCUUCUUCUUCCCCUUCCUCACCCUCUCCUUCGUCCUCGUCCCCGGGGGUUACGGACCGCAUAGCAACAACAGACAUAGGCGCUCUCCUCGCCUCCCUCAAACAAUGUCCCACCUACCAAAUCGACAAACACCACACCAACUGCGGCUUACGCACCCGCUUGCUGCCCAUUGUUGAAUUUGUCCAGGCCAUGUUGUCGUCUGCGGCGGUGUCAAUUUCUCGGACGGCGUGGGUGAGGGAUCGCGAGGGGACCGCUUGGUCUUUUAGGGAGCAGAAUGAUGGGGAGUAUGGCGACGGUGACGGAAAGAAGAAGGGGGGGAGAGAAAAAAAGGUGUUUCGGUUUACGCGCGGGAUGACGACGGAUCAGAGGUUUAGGUAUGAGGGUGCUAUGGCGGCGGAUCGGAUGGCUAGGGCGUUGUUUACGGCGGAUGAGUGGGAUUGGACGGCGGAGGAGAGGGAUGAGGGGAGGGGGGUGGAGUUUGGGCGGUGGCCGGUUGCGAGGUAG